Molecule: messenger RNA, 955 nt
Organism: Owenia fusiformis
Lineage: Eukaryota; Metazoa; Annelida; Polychaeta; Sabellida; Oweniidae
Source: the annotation of a GenBank genome assembly
UUUGUAGGGGUUAUUAAAGGUGACACGUACCUUGAAUAUGGGUCUGGUCCUUCUUUUCACUCCAUCGCUGCUAUUUCCCCAUUUGUGAAAGAAAUUACGAUGGCCGAGAUGUUGGAUAAGAACAGACAAGAGGUUAAGAAAUGGUUAGCCGAUGACAAAGAUGCAAUUAAUUGGGACGACUUCAUUGAACAUUAUGUAUAUAUGGAUGCCAAAAGUUACAAAACUGAUCCAACUGGGGCUGAUGAUAUCGAAGCAAGGAAGGUUCUAAUGCGAAGCAAAAUGAAAGACGUGAUCGCAUGCGAUGUAGUAUUUUCUAAUCCUAUCGAUCCAAUUGAAGCCACUUUCGAUGUAGUAGGCAGUAGUCUCAUGGUCGAGGCUGCAGCAGGAUCGACGUACAAACAGCUUUUGAAGAACGCUUCGAAUCUUGUUAAACCGGGCGGUUUCUUUAUUCAGUUUGUGUGUGGUCCAAACUGCUCUGACUGGAGAUGUGGUUCAUCUUUCUUCACGGUAAUUGAGUCUCAAACGCUUGAAGAUAACAUAGCAUCUCUUGAUGAGGCAGGAUUCGACACUCUGGAGACGUCUUGCAUCAAGCUGCCACCAUAUCCAGAUGGCAAAUUUGAUGGAACAGAAAUGUACCUCAUGGUGUGUAAGAAACGAAAAUAAGUUGACAUUAGUGACCUUAUCUUAAUGCCUCGUCAAAACAUAGACAGUCAUAUACUUGAAUAAGCAACUUGUAAUUUAAAGGGCUUCUUAACCUGUCUUCACUUCAUGUUUCAAUUAAUACAAACCCUUUUUGAGAAAAUAAUUUUGAUCCAAAAAGGAUCCAGGAAGGACCAAGGAGCAAUAUCAACAAUGUAAACACGUAAUUGCUUUUUUUAACAAAAUACAUUAUUGAACCUAGUCUUAUAUAUAAUUAGUGACCCUAAAAUGUGUAUGUUUAAUUGUUUCUAAACCG